CAGCGGGUGCAGUGGUGGUGGUGCUGGUGGUGGUGGUGGUAGUGGGGUUGGGAAUUUGGAGGUGGAGGAAGGGGAGGAAGGGGACGGAGAAAACAGGGGAGGAUCUGAGCGCCCCCCCCCCUGCCCGCACAUCCCCCUGGCGGACAUCCUCCGAGCCACCAAUGGGUGGGCGGAGGGGCGGAGGGUGGGGGGAGGCAGGUGGAGUGACGUGUACCGGGGGGAAUGGAUGGAGGAGGAGGAAGCAGGGGAUGAGGAGAAGCAUGGGGGGGAGGAUGCGGAGGUAAGAGGAGCGAAGAAGCGGCAAGGGGGAGAAGUGUCGAAGGGGAGGGGGGAGGGGAGCGACAAGGGGGAAGGGUCACAAGGCAAGCAACUAUCAGGGGCGAAGGUGUGGAAAGGGGGGAGGCGGGGGGAAAAGUGGGCAGUGAAGCGCAUGAGGGGAGGGAUGCAUGGGACAGAGAGCGCGGAGCUUGAGGCUCAUGUGGCAGGCUUGGCUUCCCUUGUGCACCCCAACGUGCUUGGGCUUGUGGCCUGGUGCUGCUUCCCUGUAGCGGGGGAGAAGGGGAGGGGGGGCAGAACUAGGGAGCGUUGGGAGAAGCAGGGGGAAGGGGAGAAGGAAGGGAGGCAGCGGGAGGGGGGGAAUGAGGUGGUGCUGGUUUACAAGUGGAUGGAGCGCGGCAGCCUGCAGGCAGCUCUGCAGCCAGGCGCCACGCCCUUAUCGCUGCAGCAGCGGGUGGGCAUAGCAGUGGGCGUGCUGAGGGCGCUCAAGGCAGUGCAGAGCCACGGGCAAGUGCAUGGCGACCUCAAACCCUCCAACGUGCUGCUUGGGCCCUCCUUUGAGCCACGUGUGGGUGACUGGAGUGUGGUGCGCAUGGGGCGGCGAGUGCAUGUGAGCAUGGGGCGGCGAGUGCAUGUGCGCAUGGGGCGGCGAGUGCAUGUGAGCAUGGGGCGGCGAGUGCAUGUGAGCAUGGGGCGGCGAGUGCAUGUGAGCAUGGGCGAUGGCUUGGAAGGGCACCGGGAAGGCUUCUUCGCAAGCGGGAGGGGGGGAUGA
Closterium sp. NIES-65 is the source of this 1048-nucleotide messenger RNA. Lineage: Eukaryota; Viridiplantae; Streptophyta; Zygnematophyceae; Desmidiales; Closteriaceae. The record is from the annotation of a GenBank genome assembly.